Molecule: messenger RNA, 3239 nt
Organism: Rhincodon typus (whale shark)
Lineage: Eukaryota; Metazoa; Chordata; Chondrichthyes; Orectolobiformes; Rhincodontidae
Product: cytoskeleton-associated protein 2-like
Exons: 9
Coding region: 49-2427 (792 amino acids)
Biological process (GO): negative regulation of microtubule depolymerization
Cellular component (GO): microtubule cytoskeleton
Source: RefSeq, a predicted model, not a curated record
GUUAACGGCCGCGGAAAGCUGCUCCGUUUUUACAAACAUAGGUGCAACAUGUCAACCGUUCUCACUGUUACCGGGGUGAAGCCUCGGCAACCCCUGUCAUACGCCGAUCAAAGGCGCCAGAAAUUAGAAGAGUAUCUGCAGAGAAAGAAGUCUGCUAACAACGUGGCGAUCCGAGCUAGGAGCCGUUUGGAAAACAGGGUGUAUUUGAGAGACAAGACAAACGUUGAGAAACUUCAGGCUUCUACAUGGCAGAAAGAGGCAAUGGUGUCCAGAGGGAAGAAGAUUGAAACAAAAAAAAAUAUUCAAAAUAAGCCACUGCAAAACAGAACCAUAUCCCAAUUCUCUACUCAAUCUGAAUCCACAUUGUUGAAAAUGGAAAGCCCAUUUGUGAAUAAUAAUUCAGCCACUAGGGAAACAGCAAUGCCUACACAGCAAAUCACUCCACCUGAGAAACAGCUAUUAGCUGCCCAAGAGAACAAUUUGAAAGUAGAACAAACAUUGAAAGGAAAUGCCAAUGUAGCUGUUAACAAAAGCAUAUCUGCCCAACAAAGCACAGAAUCAAAGAUGCUACCUUUUGGCCAAAAGUACAAUUCUGAUGUAGAUCAAAAAUCAAAAAGUCAACCAAAAGCCCAGAAGGUCACACUCAGCCAGUCCUUUCUUGCAGUCAAAAAUGAGCGGGCCAAAUUAAUGAUCGCUGAAAAGAACAAUCAAUCGAAGCUGCCUAAUACUACUUUUAGCAAGCCAGUAUUAGGCUCAUUUCGUGGUAAGAUUGUAGAAUCUAAAAUCCAGUCCUUUAGAUUAGGUUCUCAGCAAAAGGAGAGGAAACAGGAGAAAACUGAUCUAGUAACACAUGCCUCUGCAGAAAUGCACAAUAAAGAACCCAGAGGCAUAAUGCACAAGCCUAGACCGAAGGGAGUGGAAAACAUGCAUCCUCUUAGGAGGACAAUGAAUGUCACGUCCCAGAGUAAACAAAAGAGUUUGACUGCAGCAACUGGCCUCCACACUACAAGCAGCCAGAAACCACUUGUAACUGAUGUGCUAAAUAUAAAAAUAGAUUUUACACAAUCAGGCCAUGGUGACACUGCAAUAGUAGCAACUCAGACAAUCAGUACAAAAAAAACUACUGUGCCAUUCCAAAACACCUCCAACAGUGUAUCUGCAAGACAUCCAUCAUGGAAUUUUUCAAAAGUCGUUGGUAACCUAAAACCUCUAAAACAGAAAGUGCCUGUUGAAGUGAAGAGUGGAACACAGCUAACACAAUCAAUGGCAUCAAAAGGGAAAUUAGUAAAAAGACCAACAACGACAUCAUUGCAAAGAAAGAAAGUUGUGGAAGAACCAGUGGAAUCGCGUUGGACAACAAUUGUUGAGGAGGAGAAUCAGAGCGAACUUGUGGAAAAAAUUAACAAGACUCUUUCUGAAUAUCUGAAGCAGAUUAAUGAGGGUUGUCCAAGUGAAGAUUGUUUGCAAUCUCUUCAAACUUUCAUUGAGAGUGUUCCAAAAGCCAAGAAGUUUGCAAGAUACUGGAUCUGUCUUGCACAGCUUGAACAACGCAAAGGAUCUGUCCACGAUGUCAUGACUAUUUAUGAACAAGCCAUCAAGAUAGGGGCACAGCCUGCAAAUGAAUUACGCAAUACACUUGUAGAUAUUUUGAAAAACACCAAGACUCCCAAAAAAACUCAUGUGGCAAUGAACAAAACUGAAGAUGGAGCACAGAAAGAUCCAAAGCUGGAACUGUGUUGUGUCACUGAACAGAGUGUUCCUGAAGGAAAAAAAGUGGAGCUGGCAGAUAUUGAGGAGAGGCCUUCUAUAGAGGAAAAUAUGGGCUGCACAAAUGACAGACAAGAUCUCCCUCUAGAGAACCAUGAAAUGUGUAUUGCUGCAACUGAUGAUCACAGUGUUUCCAGAGAAAAUGAUGGAGACCCCUUGUUUAUUAAACAGCAAGUUUCCUGUGAUGGAAAAGCAGACCUUGCAGCAGGUGAACAGCAACUUUAUGCAAGGGAAGUGCAGACCACAAUGAAAGAACUGCAUUCUCCUUCUAUGGAACAAGUGGUAAAUGAAGCUGAUGAUGAAGAGGAUUGUGGAGUGGAAGAUGUAACAGUUGACAACAUGAAGACCCCAUUGAAGCAAAUUCUGACACCAAGUAAAAUAGAAAAUAGAGGAUCAUCUGUUAAGUAUAGUGUGAGAGCAACCCCUAGAAUUAAAUGUGACAAAAAUGUGACUCCGUUGGAAAACAGAAACUCUGCAAUCAACGUACUGAAAUUUCUGACGCCUGUGCGUCGUUCACAACGCAUUGAAAAGUCAUCUUCCCAAAUGCCAUUAAUGUUGCAGGACCAUGAUCCCUGUGUGUCUUCACUGGAGGAUCUAAAAAAAUUGGGAGAAGUAUCUACUGCCUACUCAUUCAGGAUGAAUCAUGCACUACAAGAAUGAACUGAUAUUUUCAAAUGAAUAUGGAUUAUCUGUUAACAUUUUAAUUAAAUGCACCUUGUGUCCCAAAGCAUCAUUUAGUCCAAAUGCAGUGCACUCUCCUUCUGCAUAAUUGUUUCCUAGCCAUUUCUAAAUAGUUAAUAUUCUGCAUUUUAUACUGCCUUUAACAAAAGUGUAGAAAAUUUAGUGUUUAAGGCUAGAGUUAUUUUAAAGUACUUUAAUGCUCUGCACUAUGACAAAGACCUAGAAAAUUGAUGGAUGAAAAUGAGCGUGGUUUGAAAACUCGCAAGUCUGGUUUCUUCCAAGUCUGUUGGAAUUGAAUACUAUGCCUAUUCUUGUCUUCUAGUUGAAGAAAUUCUAACUUCUUGAUCCAGUAUUUUAAGAAAAAAAAAUCCUUUUUUAAUAAAGCAAAGUGCAGUAGGUGCUAAUUCUGAAGUAAAAACAAAUAAGACUUGCUAAGCAUCAUCUGUGCACAGAGAGAAAUGGUUAAUGUUUCAGGCCACUGGGUUUUUGUCAGAACUGGGAAAUGUUAGAGAUGUAAUCAAUUAUUUGAGCAGUGGGUGAAUAGGAAAUAUUGUUUUCUUUCUUUGCUUGUUUAAGUUUUCCUUCUUUCAUUUAGCAGCAUAACUGGUCCAGGCACAUCUUGUUUUAUUUCUUGCCUCAUCUGCACUCCCUCUGGACCUAGAAGAAUAACGUUUUUGGUCCUUCAUUCUCUCCUGUCUUCCAUUCUUUUACUAGAGAUAGUAGGAACUGCAGAUGCUAGAGAAUCCAAGACAAAAAGGUGCAGAGCUGGAUGAACACAGCAGGCCGAGCAG